Messenger RNA from Mesocricetus auratus (golden hamster), 643 nucleotides. RefSeq names its product cytochrome P450 2C26-like. Bases 47 to 628 code for a protein of 193 amino acids. Gene Ontology annotation, cellular component: cytoplasm; intracellular membrane-bounded organelle. The record is from RefSeq and is a predicted model, not a curated record. Gene Ontology annotation, biological process: xenobiotic metabolic process. Gene Ontology annotation, molecular function: oxidoreductase activity, acting on paired donors, with incorporation or reduction of molecular oxygen, reduced flavin or flavoprotein as one donor, and incorporation of one atom of oxygen; heme binding; iron ion binding. The transcript has 3 exons. NCBI's taxonomy places the organism in Eukaryota, Metazoa, Chordata, Mammalia, Rodentia, Cricetidae.
AGCUCCAUGCUGACUGAUCACAGCUGUGUCAGUGAGAAAGGUCUCCAUGGAUGCAGUUGUGGUGUUGGUGUUUAUUCUCUCCUGUCUGUUUCUCCUCUCACUCUGGAAACAGAGCUCUGAGAGAGGGAAGCUCCCUCCUGGCCCUACUCCUCUCCCACUUAUUGGCAAUUUGCUCCAAAUAGAUUUGAAGGACUUCAGAAGAUCCUUGACCAAUUUCUCAAAAGUCUAUGGCCCUGUGUUCACCCUGUACAUGGGCAGGAAGCCCGCUGUGGUGUUGCAUGGGUAUGAAGCAGUGAAAGAGGCUCUGAUUGAUCAUGGGGAGGAGUUUGCUGCAAGAGGAAGCUUCCCAGUAAAUGAAAGAAUUAAUAAAGGCCUUGGCAUUCUUUUUAGCAAUGGAAGCAGAUGGAAAGAGACGAGGAGAUUCUCACUCAUGACUCUGAGGAAUCUGGGUAUGGGCAAAAGGAGCAUUGAGGACCGUGUACAAGAGGAAGCACAGUGUCUUGUGGAGGAACUGAGGAAAACCAAUGGUAAGUGCAGGUUUAUACAUUUACAUCUCAGUCAGGUAUGUGUGUAUGUCAUGUUUUUAUUGUUUUGUUAUUCAGAAGCAAUGAUUAUAAGUUUCAUGUAAAUUUUGUGUAGAGUU